UAGCGCGUGGGUCAAGUGAAGUGAGGAGGAAAACCAAACUGACCUCCACGCGCAAAACAUGACAUUCAACAUUUCUUCGACAGUUUUCACAUGAUUACCUGCUUUUGAUACUAAAUCUUUCAUUUUUUUUUUUUUUUUUUCUAAAAGUUGUAUUUAUUUAAUCUAAUGGAAUAUUGGUUAUGAGGCGAGAUAUUGGCACGAGCUAAUCGCGUUGGACUGGACGCUUCCCCUUUGGAUACACAGACGCUACGGCGAUGACGACAGAUUUGUUUACUUUGGCACGUGGGCAGACAAAUGACACCUUCCUGACCCAAGGCAAAAAGGUGGACACCAGCACUGCUUUAUGGAUGGACCCUCUUGCCUCCCUUAAUGUAGACGGCAAGUCUUCGGCUAAAAAAAAGCUCCACCGCGACACCAUAAACCUUCCAGGUAUAUGUCCUGUUUUUGCUGAGCAGGCCCAACCUGGAACAAUUUUCUCGCCUGUAUAUGGAUUUUGCAAGAAUCUACCGAAAGAGCUUCAGAGAGUACCCGUUUUCCCUGAAGAUGGAGACAUAGUCACGCCUAGUAAAAAUCCUUCUGAUUUAGGCCUGAAUACUUUCAGUAGUUUCCUGAAACUCCCUUGGAUCAAUCCUUACUUUGAUGCAGCCAUGUACCCAUUUCUUGACAUGGCAUAUAAGGCCGCGCUUCUUUCACAGUCUUCCCCAUCCAUAUACCAGCAGCUAGCAUGCCCAUCUAUGUGCUUAUCUGGUGUUGAAAGCAGCUCACCUGAAGACAGACUUUUCUACUUAGCACCAUACUCUCCUGCAUAUGUUUCUUCCCAAUUGGAAACUUACUUCAGAAUCCACACAUCCACCCAAGCUGCCCUCACAGCCCUGAACAUUUUGCAGGAACCUCUGGUACAUCAAGACCCAUCUGCUUUUAGCGCCUCUUUUCACAAGGAUCCGCUAUCAUCUGCUUUGCAUCUUGAUGAGCGCCAUCUUAACAAAAAUAACGGAGAGUCCUGCCUCUCCACCUCCACCGAGACUGUUCCCAAUAGCCGUACUAGCUCUGCUUGUGAUCCAGUAAACAGUUCAGGCUCUGCCUCAGUGUCGCUUCCAGUUUCGACAACAGUAGCCUCUUGGAAAACUUCAAAAAGAAGCACUUCAUCGUCAAAUGAAAUUGGCAGCCUUAGUUCUAAACUACAUUCGCCGAGACAAACCAACAGCACUAACAACUCUAGCCCACCACGCGACCUGUCUUGUGCUAGCAAAUCAGUAGACCGAAAAGUGAACCAAAUACCUUUGGAUCUUUCUGCCAAGAAGAUUAAAGAAUUGUCAGACGGGUCACAGCCUAAAUUAGAUGUCCUAGCCCAGCUGCAUUAUGGGCUGCCGACUAGCAGAGAGCAAAGCCUAAAAAAGGUUAUUUUUCCUCCGGCGACUAUGUCAGCAAAGAGUUCAGAACUUCCAAAAAUAAUCAACUCUUCACCCUCCACUCUCAACGUGGAUAUUGUUAAACACAUUUUACAGAAUCGAACCUUGCCUGAAACAAAACAAGUUCAGACUGGCAUUCCAUCUUUGCAAAGCUCUCCUGAACAAUUCACUUCUACAAAGUUUGGCCAAAAAAGAGUGUGCGCUGAAAACAGUAGCAUAAGACAAACAUUCUCCGGAACAAAGUUGCUUUCCAAGUUUGAGGAUCAAGACAACCAACCAAAUCUACCAAAAAAACAAAAGCUAGAUGUGGAACCUACUUCCAGACAAAGCCUCACUGGCUCAUAUUUUCCAAAUGGUUUAGGCCACAGCAUAGGCUAUAUUUCAUACUCUAGUUUUAAGAAUAUGUCCUUGCAGGACAUGUCCAUACCAGGCAAAAGACCUGGCCACUUUCAUCCAGAUACACCGGGUAAUUUACCUCCUGUCUUAGCUCACAGAGACCUCAAUAAACUCUCAAACAAGUCUCUGUCAAAAACCUGUAAUGUAGACCAAUACAGAAACCACAAAAGCCAGGAAAAGCUGAACCAGGUCAUGAAACCAGAUCCAGAGCAGAGUGGGAGCACAAGCAAACAGACUUCAAACCAAAUCUCAAAAUCUUUUUGCAAAAUGUUGCCCGGGGUAAAAAAGAACACAGUUCAUGUUGAUGUGCCUUUUGAAGACGUUAAAGAUGAGUUAUCCCUCAAUCAGGAAAAAUGUUUUAUUACCAACGAGCCUUCAGGGCAACAAAGCUCAAAUUCCCCCACACUCCAGCCAACUUUUUAUGACAAGUGUUCUUCACCUCCUCAUUCGAGUGCAGGAAUUCCAGUGGAAGAGGAUUCUCUUACUCCAUCUCAAGACUUCUCUGGCCAGCACACCAUGCAGUGUGCCCGAACUACUCCAGAACAAUUUUCAAAAAAGAAGCAAAAUGGAGGCCCAUGUGGUUCUAAUAACCCAACAAUAGUUGAUCAUGGUCCAAAUGGACUGGAUGGAAAUGAUAAGGAGGACCAGGUCAAUCAGAAUUCCUCCGUAAAUAUCUGUCCAAACAAAGACAGUUGUAACUGCACUAGUCCCACACAAUUACUGACGAGUCCAGCUGUUGGAUGCAACUCUCAAUUAGAUAGUUUUGUUCCAAACGAGGGAGUCAACACGCAAACACCCAACACCCAAACUGAGUCAUGUGUGUCCAUCAACCAAAGAGAACAAAACAUGUUAGACAAAAGUCAAUGCAUUGCUCACAUGCCUGCUGAAUAUGGACGCAAUGUCAAAGGUUUCAUAGAUCAAGAUCAUUUUCUGGGAAAUUAUUCCAGAGGCAUCAUAUUUAGUGAGGUGAAUAUGAACACCCAGGACAUCAUGCAUCACCAGGUUGGUGAGGGUAAGGAUACUACCACCAGCAACCCCAUGGAACCAUUCUGCAGCUCUUUGAAUAGUGGACCAAAUAAUGAAACCGAGGAACUUGGUGUGUUUCAACACAGCUGUAGGAGUCAAGAACUGUUUAAGAUGAAGGAAAACCAGGAAGACGAGACAGAAACGGCAGGGGAGGUUGAGCUGGCAAACGAUCAGUGGUGCGACGCAAGGGGGUGUGAUGGGAGAGGGUUGGAGCUUUGCCAGCAGAGUGAGGGGGGGAUAGGAGACCGCCCUCCUGCACCCCACAUAGAAGCACAGAGAGGUUUGGAUCCCAGCAUGGUGACAAACCGGGAGCACAUGUUCAGCCUGGAGCCAUUUCACCAGAGCACCAUCAGUGGUCGCUGGAUGAAGCGCAGAAGAACAGAAGACGGUGGGAUGAACAAAAUGUUGCACAAUGAUGUAAAUCUGGAGGACAAGAAGGAGCAAAAGAGUUGCAUCGACUUGAAUGGCCCUCGCUUCAAGAAGCCUUGUCUACCUGAUAAUGAUUUGAAAGCAGUGCUUAAGGCCAAAUUCCUGCAACUGCCUGGGUCACCAAAGCGGGUGCCCUCACUCCACGUGGCUGUUCCCUGCUUCCAGGAAAAGCAUCAGAAACUGACGGCAAACAUCAGUCUUUCGUCACUUCUAUCCUCAUCCGACAUCGACCUGGAAAAUUCCACUGGGAAACAUCAUUGCAAGACCAACUACAAAAGUGGGGGAGAUAUAGAAAAUGGUGAUUGGGAAGAGAGAACCGCGCAGCUAAACCUUUCCGUCGAUCCUGCGCCCUCAGAAUUACGUCAUCUAAUUUUGAAUAAACAUGCAGGAGAGACCCUGUUGCUGCAUGCCACCCGACUGGGAGAUGAGGAGGCGGUGCUCAGCUGUCUGCAGCUAAGGCUCUGCAACGUCAACCACACAAACAAUGCUGGUUAUUCUGCCCUGCAUGAGGCCUGUACUCGCGGCUGGCUCGCGAUUGCGCGUCACCUUGUGGAGCAUGGUGCAGACAUCAACUGCAGCACUCAGGACGGAACCAGGCCACUACAUAACGCUGUUGAGAACAAUCAUGUGGAGGUGGUUCGUUUCCUGCUCGCCUGUGGUGCCGACCCAACGCUGACUUCUUACUCUGGACGACAACCCAUAAACAUGACCAACAGUAUUGUCAUGAAAACCUUCUUAGAGGAAUAUCUCGCUGAUCUCCAGGGAAGGUCGGAAGGUGAUUCUGGAGCCUGCUGGGAUUUUUAUGGCAGUUUCGUGUGCGAACCAACCAGUGAGGGUGGGGUUUACAACAUCCUGGCUGACCCCCCUGGGCCUGAAGAUGAGGAGAAAGAGACAGAUCGGCCAGUCAGAAGAGAGGACUUUGAAUUUGAGCUGUCAGACCAACCACUGGUUCCAUGCUACACCCUGCAGGUGUCACCAACACCAGGUCCCAGAAACUGGCUCCUCCUCUCUGAUGUCUUGCAUCGUCUUCAAAUGACACCUUGCACUUUCCGUUGCCUCCCUCCACAUCUUGAAAUUUCCACCAUUUCAGAGACAGAAUUCUACUGUCAGCCAGCGCUGUCGUAGCUCUGGACUAACACUGCUCAACAUGCCUCUUUCAUGCCGGAUGCCAAAAAUUUGCUGAAGCUGGUGGAGGCUACACCUGAACUGGCCGACGUGCUUGGCUCCUCCCUCGAAUUUGUGGACAACUGGGAGCUUCCAGAAACCUCGCCAUCUCCAUCAUCCGCCCCGCCCAUCUCAGUCCCGACACUACAUACAACAGUGGAAAGGAAGGCAGAUGCAAACGGCUUGGUCACACAUAACCAAGUAGCGCUAGGUCCCACACACCUCGAAGAGAAUGCCAAUAUUUUGGAAGCUAAAAAUAAAAACUCUGUAUGUCCGCACAUAAAGAUGAACACUUGUGUGUGGGAAGUGCAGCACUUGCAAAAUAAAGGCACAGUAAACACAAACUGCAGUACCGAGGAGAUCUUGCAAAGUACUGAUAUCUCGGGGAACAUGGAUGCCAACAAAAUGAAUAACCAUGCUGUGAAUGAGGACAGUGCAGACGUUCCCAAAACAGUUGGCAAAGGGUAUCAGAAAUUGAGCCAUAGUGACAACAAACACAAGUGUCAGACCUCCCAUCACCGUGAUGGUCAGACUCCAAAGACCAACGCUACGUGGCGAAGAAAUUCGGCAAAUGUAAGAGUUCACAUCAGGGACUUGAGUAUCGAAUUUACGGAAGGCCUGUCCCAGGGCAGUGUGAUGGAUUACAGCAAAUUGCUCAGAAGGUCACAGUCCAAAGUGACUCAAUGCAAAAAUCAGCCUGGAAAAUGAAAAGUGACAAAUAACAACAAACAAUGCCUUGAAGAUGUGAGUACUCCAAAACAUUUUUGGACCUCGAUGUGGACGAGCAGCCGGUCCAAACUGUACUAGUCGCCAGCCAAUCAUGGACUAACCAACCAACCAACCUGUGUUAAGUCAUUAUUUUACUGGACCUGAUGUAUACAGUAAAUAUUUGAGUGUGCACAUUAUUUAUAUUUCUGUAAAUACUGUAGGUUGUCAGUUCGAUGCAAAAUCUGCUUCAAGUUCUAGAAUGAAGUUUGCCAUUUAUGUGGUUUUGUAUUCUAAUUCCUGUUGAA
Molecule: messenger RNA, 5437 nt
Organism: Corythoichthys intestinalis (scribbled pipefish)
Lineage: Eukaryota; Metazoa; Chordata; Actinopteri; Syngnathiformes; Syngnathidae
Exons: 12
Coding region: 255-4385 (1376 amino acids)
Biological process (GO): negative regulation of transcription by RNA polymerase II
Cellular component (GO): nucleus
Molecular function (GO): protein binding; transcription corepressor activity
Source: RefSeq, a predicted model, not a curated record